AUGGCUGUGUCAUCCCCGAUUCGAUUAGCUCCCACGUCUGCCCCCGCACAAGGUGCUCCGGCCCCAGAAGUCCUCGAUGGUCAAGGAGCGGCCCCUGGAGGUCAACCUGGGGGACCCCCUCCGCCUCCUCCUAACACUACCAGUAACCGGAGACUACAGCAGACACAGGCCCAGGUGGAAGAGGUUGUGGAUAUAAUGAGGGUGAAUGUUAAUAAGGUGCUGCAGAGAGAUGAGAUGCUUUCAGAACUCGAUGACCGUGCUGAUGCUUUGCAAGCUGGGGCCUCGCAGUUCGAGAGCAGUGCUGCCAAACUCAAACGGAAAUUCUGGUGGAAAAACUGUAAGUGCCACUGA
Messenger RNA from Carcharodon carcharias (great white shark), 351 nucleotides. Its product is annotated as synaptobrevin-like. The transcript has 4 exons. Gene Ontology annotation, molecular function: syntaxin binding; SNAP receptor activity. Gene Ontology annotation, cellular component: SNARE complex; plasma membrane. Lineage: Eukaryota; Metazoa; Chordata; Chondrichthyes; Lamniformes; Lamnidae. Bases 1 to 351 code for a protein of 116 amino acids. The record is from RefSeq and is a predicted model, not a curated record. Gene Ontology annotation, biological process: vesicle fusion; SNARE complex assembly; vesicle-mediated transport.